AUGGCUCUGUUCAUGGACUCAGACUUCUCCCUACUCAAACAGAACCAGCACAAAGACAUGAUGGAUUUUAAGGCGUUAUUUGGAGAAACGGAUCACUGUAAAGAUGUCCGCAGUGAGAUCACGGUGUCCUCUCCGGAGCCGGACCGAUCCUCCUCUUCCUCCUCCGCCGCUGCCGCCGCGGCUCUGAUGGAGGGUCAGAGGAAGAGGAAGAGGACCAUCUUCAGCCGAGCUCAGCUGUCUGAGCUGGAGCAAGCCUUCGCUGUGACUCCCUACCCGGACAUCACCCUGAGGGAGAGGCUGGCUGCGCACACACACCUGCCCGAGAGCAAGAUACAGGUGUGGUUCCAAAACAGAAGAGCCAGAAGUAUCAAGACUGGGAGACUCCCCAAGUCCAGCAAGUCCGUCCUGGGAGGUAGAGGAGUCGUUGAUCCUCCUCCUGGUCCUGUGACCUCUGCUUUCCUCACCUCGACCACCCUGGCAGACAUAUUCAGGCCCGAGCAGAGCCACUCCUGCGAGGACGUCCCACAGAUGUAUUCUGACUGGAUCCAGAUCUACAGCAACUCCGUGUCAUCGCCGCCAUCUUCCUCAUCUCUCCACCAGCAGCCCACACUGGCCUCAGCAAAGCCUCCAGAGUCUCAUCACUGGGAGGAGGAGCACCACCAGCGGCAGCACCUGGGACCAGCACUGCCUGGGUUCCUCCCUGGUUCUUUUACUCAGCCUGUCAGCAGGCAGCCUCAGCACUCGGCCUCCGCCCGCUCCUACCAGGCCUUCAGGAACUUCAAACCCCAGAUGAUGGCUCCAUCUGGGGCUCAUCAGGCUGUGUAUGGAGGCGGUGCUGCAGGUGGAGGUCACACCUCCGUAGAUCAGGUGGUUCCUUCCCACCCACAGCCGGUGUACUGGGAGGUAACUCAGGGCCAAGGACACCACCACCACCCGCACCACCAUCACCACCUACAGAUGGGAUCACAGACCUCCAUGGGAUACAUUUCAGACCUGAUCUACAACGCUGCCAUUGUCACCAACUUCCUGGAGUUCUGA
Molecule: messenger RNA, 1038 nt
Organism: Epinephelus lanceolatus (giant grouper)
Lineage: Eukaryota; Metazoa; Chordata; Actinopteri; Perciformes; Serranidae
Gene: sebox
Product: SEBOX homeobox
Molecular function (GO): DNA binding
Source: RefSeq, a predicted model, not a curated record